This is a messenger RNA of Saccharomyces eubayanus, 1731 nucleotides long. It is a transcript of the gene MUP1, whose product is annotated as Mup1p. The transcript has a single exon. Gene Ontology annotation, cellular component: membrane. Gene Ontology annotation, biological process: amino acid transmembrane transport. The record is from RefSeq and is a predicted model, not a curated record. NCBI's taxonomy places the organism in Eukaryota, Fungi, Ascomycota, Saccharomycetes, Saccharomycetales, Saccharomycetaceae. Gene Ontology annotation, molecular function: L-amino acid transmembrane transporter activity. Bases 1 to 1731 code for a protein of 576 amino acids.
AUGGCCGAAGGAAGAACUUUUCUUUCUCAGUUGAAUGUCUUCAACAAGGAAAACUACCAGUUUCCCUCUUCUUCCACAACCAAAAAGAAAUCGAGCACCACAACGGUAGAUGUUGACAACGAUGCCUCCGAUUUCGAAGCAGGCCAACAGUUCGCUACAGAGUUGGACCAAGGUGAAAAGCAACUAGGUGUUUUGUCAUGUAUCGGGCUUAUCUGCAACAGAAUGCUUGGUACAGGUGUUUUCGCCGUGUCCUCGACAAUUUACACAUUAUGUGGGUCUGUGGGACUUGCUUUGAUCAUGUGGGCCGUCGGGGCCAUUAUUGCCAUUUCUGGUUUAUACGUCUACAUGGAGUUCGGUACAGCUAUACCGAAGAAUGGUGGUGAAAAGAAUUACUUGGAAGCCAUCUUCAGAAAACCCAAAUUUUUCAUUACCUGUAUGUACGCUGCCUACAUUUUUUUCCUAGGUUGGGCUGCUGGUAACUCCAUAAAUACGGCUGUCAUGUUUUUAACUGCGGCUGAUGCGGAAAUCACGAAAUGGAACCAAAGAGGUAUUGGUGUGGCUGUCGUUUUCUUUGCGUUUUUGAUAAAUUCUUUGAACGUUAAAAUUGGUUUAUAUCUACAAAACAUUUUGGGUGUUUUCAAAGUUGGUAUUGUCCUUUUCAUCUCCAUUACCGGUUGGGUUGCCCUUGGUGGUGGGCUAAAAGACGGUUACCAAUCUCACAAUUUCCGUAACGCCUUUGAAGGUACCGAAACGGCCACUGCUUACGGUAUUGUUAACGCCUUGUAUAGUGUUAUUUGGUCAUUUGUUGGUUACUCGAAUGUUAAUUACGCACUUGGUGAAGUCAAGAACCCUGUGAGAACUUUGAAGAUCGCAGGUCCUACAUCUAUGGUUUUUUUGGCAAUCGUUUACAUUUUUGUCAAUAUUGCCUACUUUGCUGUGGUGCCAAAAGAAAAGCUAAUAUCUUCCAAGUUAGUCUUAGCAGCCGAUUUCUUUGAUAUCGUUUUUGGUGGCCAAGCCAAAAGAGCUGCUGCCGCAUUGGUCGGGUUGAGCGCCUUGGGUAAUGUUCUUUCUGUUAUUUUUUCUCAAGGUAGAAUCAUUCAACAGUUGGGUCGUGAAGGUAUCCUGCCAUUUUCCAACUUUUUUGCCUCUUCCAAACCUUUCAACUCCCCAAUGGUUGGUUUGUUUCAACAUUUUGUUGUCUGUACAAUCACCAUUAUAGCUCCGCCUCCAGGUGAUGCGUAUCUACUAGUUCAAAAUUUGAUUUCUUACCCAAUGAACAUUAUCAAUUUCGCCAUCAGUGCUGGUUUACUAUGGAUAUAUUGGCAACGUAGACAAGGUAAGAUUGAAUGGAACCCACCAAUCAAGGCCGGCGUUUUUGUCACAGGGUUUUUCGCAUUAUCUAAUCUAUAUCUGAUCAUUGCACCAUAUGUUCCUCCAUCAAACGGCGAGUCCGUUUAUUCAAGCAUGCCAUACUGGAUCCACUGUGUGAUCGCAUGGGGUAUCUUCCUCUUUGGUGGUGUUUACUACGUUGUAUGGGCACAAUUAUUACCAAAAUGGGGCCACUACAAAUUGGUCACGAAGGAUGUGCUUGGUGAAGACGGAUUUUGGAGAGUCAAGAUUGCCAAAGUUCAUGAUACUAAUGACAGCGAUGAUAUGGAUACACAAGAAGACGGUAUUGUCGAAACUGAUAUAAUCGAACAUUUUAAAAGUGAAGAAGAAAAACAACUAUAG